CUAAACCCACAACAGUAAAAUCAGUCUGUGUAUGCAGUAAAGCAUGCUUGUUAUACUCACUGUGGAGCCUAAGUGGUUAACCCUCUGCAUUGUGUAGGAGUGCUGUUUGAUCUGACUUCUUGCCCCCCUCUUAUGACCUGAUAUGACAUAUCAUGUGGAGUCACUCUACAAAUGCUCAGUUUGGUGUGUAUUGCUAGAGAGGUUUUUUUUUUUCUUGGGAGAGUGCAUGUGAUCAGCACAGGGCCAAUCAGCACUGUCCAGAGGUCAGGGGUUCUGAAUCAUCUUAGAGCA
Molecule: messenger RNA, 291 nt
Organism: Staurois parvus
Lineage: Eukaryota; Metazoa; Chordata; Amphibia; Anura; Ranidae
Source: the annotation of a GenBank genome assembly